AUGACUAGUACACCAAAACUAGAUGCUAACCAAUUAGCAAGACAACGGAAGAAAUUAGAAAAGGAUCGAAGGAAGAAAGUUUAUGAUGAUCAACAAGUUCAAGGUACCAACAACUCAUCAAUAGUCUCGAAACGUAGUGUGGAAAAGUUAUAUACCCAAGUUUUGCAACCUGAGCUUGGAGAAUGGUUUCAAUAUUUUGUCCCCAAGGGUAAAAGACGAUCACCAGCUAUAAAUCGAGGAUAUUGGAUUAGAAUGGAACUGAUUCGACAAAUGGUUAUAAGGAUAAUCAAGGCUAAUGAUCUGAAUAUGUUGGUAAAUGUUGUUAAUUUAGGGUGUGGAUUUGAUCCAUUGGCAUUUCAAUUGUUAUCACUUUUCAAAAAUCAAUAUAAUUUGAACUUUAUUGACAUUGAUUACCCAGAUUUGGUCAAGAAUAAGUAUAAUAUGAUUCAACAAUCAGAUGAAAUUAAACGGCUCAUAGGUGAUCAAAGCAGCAAAUCCAGUGAUUUAUAUGUAAUGGAAACCGAUACUUAUCAAUUAGUUGGAUGUGACUUGAAAGAUUUGGCACAUUAUAAAGAAAUACUACCGAAACUAGUGUCACGUAAUGUUGAAUCAUACCCUAUAUCAAUUAAUAUAUUUAUUGCUGAAGUUUCAUUAGCAUAUAUGAAACCUCAGUUUGCUAACCCGGUAAUUGAAGUAUCGAGUCAAGUAAACAAUAGUCAUUUUUUAAUACUUGAACAAAUCAUGCCAGAUGGUGCCACCAAUGCCUUUGCCACAAAAAUGUUGUAUCAUUUCCAACAUUUAAGAAGUCCUAUUCAAUGUGUAGAAACAUAUCCCACUGAGCAACUACAAGUGGAACGAUUUAAACAGUAUUAUCAAUAUGUUGAAAUUAAGAACUUGUAUGAAAAUUGGAAAUUUUUGAUAUACUACCAAAUGAAGAAGAAUAUAUCCACAAUUGAAGAAUUUGACGAAUGGGAAGAGUUUAUUAUGUUUUGCCAACAUUACGUGAUUGUGCAUGCUACUAAUAUGGACCAAUUGAUAUAUAAAGAAGAUAUUAACGAGGAACAAAAGAAUAAAGACGCUGUUGUGGACAUGAGUUUUGAUUCCUUGGUCGCAUUUUCUUACGACGAUAGGUUCAAUGAUGAACAAUUGCAAUUGAAAUUCCCAGCUAUUGCAUUCUUUAAAGAUAAGAUUUAUGUUAAUGGUGGGUUAAAGCAAACUCGAAAUGAUGAAAAUUUGGAAGUUGAUUUACAAAGAGGGGAAAUUACCAAAUUGGAUAAACCCGAGAUUUUACCGACGGCAAGGAUGUGCCAUACAUUAACCAAUUUAGGUCAGAACCUUAUUUUAAUUGGAGGAAGAUCUCGACCAGGGGUAUUUUUCAAAGACGUGUAUCUUUUUGAUACAGCUAAGAAAUGGACAAGAUUGGCUGAUUUACCAAUUGGUCGUUCAAGACAUGCAACUGUGAAGAUCAGUGAUGAUCAAGUUUUAAUAUUUGGAGGACUUGACGCAUCAUCACCAGCUACUGAAGACGGAUUGUUUCUUUUAUACAACAUCAAUACAAAUUCUUACAAGACCCUCAGACCUACUGGUGAUAAUAAAGAUAAUUGUAUAAAAAAUCUACAAAGUGCAUGUAUGAUCUACGAUGGGAAACAGGGGUAUAUUUUUGGUGGGAUGGAAGACACUAACAUACCAAUUGUCAAUUCCAAAUUAUAUCGAUUUGAGCUUAUUGGUGAAAAUAGUAUAUCCAUCAACAAUGUGUUUGAACAUGGUCUUUUAAAAAGAAUUGGCAGCAAAGCUCAGAUACUUGGAAAUGGCGAUAAAUUGUUAGUAGUAGGUGGAGUUUCACCAGAUCAACUCUUCACUAAAACCACCAAUAUUGUGACAUUAGAUUUGAAUAAUUUUACGUUCAAAUUAGUCGAAAUACCGAUUGAAAUAAGAGAAAAGGUCCCACCAAUUUUCAUUGGAUUUGAAUUAGUUCAAAUUAAUAAUAAAGUAUCGUACAUCAUUGGCGGUGGUGCUGUUUGUUAUUCAUUUGGUAGUUGUUACAAUAGUGUAUAUAAAUUAGAAUAUUAA
Molecule: messenger RNA, 2070 nt
Organism: Candida dubliniensis CD36
Lineage: Eukaryota; Fungi; Ascomycota; Pichiomycetes; Serinales; Debaryomycetaceae
Product: tRNA methyltransferase
Exons: 1
Coding region: 1-2070 (689 amino acids)
Biological process (GO): wybutosine biosynthetic process; tRNA methylation
Molecular function (GO): protein binding; tRNA methyltransferase activity
Source: RefSeq, a predicted model, not a curated record